Tachysurus fulvidraco (yellow catfish) is the source of this 2272-nucleotide messenger RNA. It is a transcript of the gene kbtbd13a, whose product is annotated as kelch repeat and BTB domain containing 13a. The coding region runs from base 154 to 1650 and encodes 498 amino acids. The transcript has a single exon. Gene Ontology annotation, molecular function: protein binding. NCBI's taxonomy places the organism in Eukaryota, Metazoa, Chordata, Actinopteri, Siluriformes, Bagridae. The record is from RefSeq and is a predicted model, not a curated record.
AGGGAAACACAAACAGUGUUUACUCAGUGAAGAACAUUUGUCCUUUUCCCAAUGUUGAGCAAGCUACUUAGUUCUGUCUCUGCAACUGCAAGUACAAUAUGAUCUGAAUCUUACUGCCAUCGGAAGUUUCCAUGAAAAUUACUGGUUUUGACGAUGGAGGCUAGCAGCUGUGCUGGCUCACAGUUACUUCUUACUAAGAUGGUUUGUCAAGGUGAAGUCUCAGAAAAAGCAGCAGUGAAAGUAAGGCUAGCUGGCAACGUUUUCACAGUGGAUAAAACCCUCUUGAAAGAGAACUGUGAAUAUUUCCGUGCGCUUUUCCAAUCAGGAAUGAAGGAAAGCCAGCAGGAGGAAAUAUGCCUACAGGUAGUGAGCGCUCGUGGCUUUCUUCUUGCACUUCGGGUGAUUCAUGGUGAGAGACCUUUCCUUGAUAGCGAUGAAAUUGUUGAAGCUGUUGAGUGUGCUGUCUUCCUUCAGGUUAAGCAUCUUGUUAAACAUCUUGUAAACAUUAUUAAUUCUGAUAACUGCCUCCUCAUUUAUCAUUCAGCUGCCACUUUUGGCUUAUGGGAACUGUUUGAGAGUGCAGCUUUGUUUAUUUGCGAUAUGUACCAGGACCUCAAGGAGGAUGUAAAGUGCCUGUCAAAGGAACUUACUGAUUACAUUGAAUCUCUUAUUCCUAGUACAUAUGUUACCAUCGGGACCCACUCACCCACAAUUAAGAUGCUCCAGGACUUUAUGAGGACAGUAUGUUACCUUGAUGAGGUUGAGAAUGACUGGAAAGUUCUCACUCACCUUCCUCUUAACACUAGCACUACCAUGGCAGGGGUUACAGUCCUUGAUAACAAGAUCUUUAUUGUCGGGGGGGUGUAUGACAUAAGCAAUAAAGUUGUAGACUCUGGCUUUUGCUAUGAUGUGGCCUCAGAUACCUGGACUACAUUUUCCAGCCCACAACAGCUCCGGUAUAACUGUACCUUGGUGGGACAUGAAGGCUGUCUUUAUGCGAUUGGUGGUGAGUUUGAAAGAUCCAUUAUUUCAUCUGUCGAAAAAUAUAAUGUGGCCACAGACACAUGGAGCUUUGCUGCUCAUCUUCCAAGACCUGCUUCUGCGGUAGCUUGCACCAAGACCAUGGGUAGGAUAUUCAUCUGUCUGUGGAAACCAAAAGAUGCCACUGAGAUCUACGAAUAUCUAGUAGACAGGGAUGAGUGGAGUCUAGUGACCACGCUGAUAAGACAUCAAAGUUAUGGGCAUUGUAUGGUAGCACACAAGGACAACUUGUACAUAAUGAGGAACGGACCGAGCGAUGACUUCUUGAGAUGCAUGAUCGACUGUUAUAACCUGAACUCUGGUCAGUGGUCAGCCAUGUUAGGACAGUAUGAGAACAGCAAAGGAGCUUUAUUCACAGCAGUGGUGAGAGGUGAUUCUGUUUUCACGGUGAACCGCAGAGCAACAGUGGAGUAUGCCAUUGAGGAUAAGAUAUGGAGGACAAAAAAAGAGAUGACAGGAUUUCCAAGAAUUGGGUCCAUGUGGACUUUUCUCCUGAGACUGCCAAAGAAAACCAAAGAGCCUCUGGGAAAGGAAGAUUUGACAAAUGGCCAAAUUUUCACUGCAUCCUCUCACAUCCUUCCAAACUCUUCUGUAGACUGCUAUUAUUGACAACACUGUAAACAUUUUAUCUGACAGCAAAUUCUAGAUAAGUAAUUUCUUUUUUCACAUUUCCUUACUUACCCAAGGCAUAGUUCUUCUACAUCAUAUCAAAAAUAAAUCUAGCUAUGUCUCCAUAUACUUGAUAUUUGUGUUGUGUUGCAUGUUCUCUUCACAUCCUUGUGGUUUUGCUCCAGGUUCUCUGGUUCCCUCCCACCUCCCAAAAUCAUGCUGCUUGCUGGGUGGUUUGGCUACAUUAAAUUGCCCCUGGAUGUGAAUGAGUGUGAGAAUGGGUGUGCAUUUUGCCCCAUGAUGGCCUGUGACCCAAAUCCAGGAUAUAUUUCCACCAUGUGUCUUGUGAACCAAGAAUGACAAUGAAUAAAUAAAGCAUUUAUAUAGUUAAAUUAAUAACAAAUGUUUUUUUUUUACUGUCAAUGGGCAAAUGACUGUAUAACUGAAACUGAAUACAGACUAUUUUGAUUUGACUUCUAAAAAUCUAGUUUCCAUAAUACUGCUCUCCAUGGAAUUUUUGUUUCUAGGGCUACAAAACAAGCAUCAACACAACAUCAUUACUCCAAAAAUAUUUGUCAGAUUUGUAUUGCUAGUUUGUCCGUGCUAGAGUAACAGGAUAGUU